GACUGAGGGAUAUAUGUGCUUUUGCAAAGGAAACCAACUUCUCCAUGGGGUAACCAUACCAAGCAUGUGAUUUUGGCGAAUGGGAAACAUGUUUUGCUUCGAGAGGCAAAGAAAGUACCCAUACCAUUGAUAUUGUGAGGACAUGUGGCAGUAGAGACCAGUGAGCCUUGAGGAGAGACUAUGGGGGACUGGAACCUGCUGGGCAGCAUCUUGGAGGAAGUACAUGCCCACUCCACCAUCGUAGGAAAGAUCUGGCUCACCAUCCUCUUUAUCUUCCGCAUGCUGGUGCUGGGAGUGGCGGCCGAGGACGUGUGGGACGAUGAGCAGAGCGAGUUCAUCUGCAACACGGAUCAGCCGGGCUGCAAGACCGUCUGUUACGACCAGGCCUUCCCCAUCUCCCUCAUCCGCUUCUGGGUCCUGCAGGUCAUCUUCGUGUCCUCGCCCUCCCUCGUCUACAUGGGCCACGCGCUCUACCGCCUGCGUGCCCUGGAGAAGGAGAGGCACCGGAGGAGGGUCCAGCUGAAGGCAGAGCUGGGGGAGACGGAGGCGCUGGUGGAGGAGCACAAGCGCAUUGAGAAGGAGUUGAAGAGGCUGGAGGAGCAGAGGAAGGUGAAGAAGGCUCCACUGAGAGGGUCCCUCCUGCGGACGUACGUCAUCCAUAUCCUAACACGCUCCGUGGUGGAGGUGGGCUUCAUCAUGGGCCAGUAUAUCCUGUAUGGCAUUGGACUGGAACCUCUUUAUAAAUGCGAGAGGAUGCCUUGCCCCAACAGCGUGGACUGUUACGUGUCCAGGCCUACGGAGAAAACAGUGUUCAUGGUGUUCAUGAUCGUCAUUGCCGGGGUGUCUCUCUUCCUGAACCUAAUGGAGAUUUCCCACCUGGGCAUCAAGAAAAUCAAACAGACUCUGAAGGGAGACAAGUACCCAGCAGACAACGACAGUUUGAUUUAUAAGCCGAAGAAGAAAGCGAUGAUACAGCAACUGUGUGUGAUGAGGAAACUGUCUUCUCACAACGGGCCGCUGACUCAGACCAUCUUCAAAGUCAUUCCUGAGGAGGAUCUGAACCCAAUGGACCCACCUCCCCACUACAUACCUAACCACGAGGUGCCCAGGCACAACAGCGUGGCUCCAGGCCAGUACCUGGCCAACUGCACUGGCCUCCAGCCCCAUCAGCACUACCAGCAGCAGCAGCAGCAGCUCCAGCAACGUCAGCCCAGCCAAGGGAUGAUCCAGACCCUGCACCUCCAGGGAGCCCCAGAGAACCACACCACCACCAUGGUAGACCAGCACCCUCCAGCCUACGGUGGAGUUUUCUUGAAUGGAGACAGUGGGCCCAGGAACCUGCAGGGUCAGCCGAACCAUAAGGACCCCAAUUUACACCCUCAAGACCACUACCAGCCCAGCCACAUGGAAGUAGUACCUGUGCCUAUUGCAACACACAGACCCAGCAUCAUGACAACACACAGACCAAGCUUGGCUCCAAGGGACAUAGACCUGGAGGAAGAUAGGAGGAAAUCAAUGGGCAGCGACUUCCUCUUGCCUAACCCAGGAAGGAAGCAAAGCUUCAUGACACGUAUGCCCUCUGAGAGCAUGUCCACCAUCAGUGACUGCAGCAGCAACUCUCUACGGACAUCUGACUCUGAAUUGGGCGACAUGGGGGACAUGCCCAUGAUGCCACCCCCUGGAAGGAGAAUGUCAAUGGCAAGUAGAGCCAAGAGACAGGCAGCCUCUGACCUAGUGGUUUAG
Messenger RNA from Oncorhynchus gorbuscha (pink salmon), 1743 nucleotides. RefSeq names its product gap junction alpha-10 protein-like. The record is from RefSeq and is a predicted model, not a curated record. The coding region runs from base 181 to 1743 and encodes 520 amino acids. The transcript has 2 exons. Gene Ontology annotation, biological process: cell communication. Lineage: Eukaryota; Metazoa; Chordata; Actinopteri; Salmoniformes; Salmonidae. Gene Ontology annotation, cellular component: connexin complex.